Protopolystoma xenopodis is the source of this 324-nucleotide messenger RNA. NCBI's taxonomy places the organism in Eukaryota, Metazoa, Platyhelminthes, Monogenea, Polystomatidea, Polystomatidae. The record is from the annotation of a GenBank genome assembly.
AUGUCCCAGGAGACAAUUCUUUUAGACGAAAAUAACCAAGAUGAAGAUAGAGUCACGGUUAAAAAGCUUAAGACAGAGUCAAAAGCUGAAGAGGAUAAAGAAGAACGAGACGAAAAUGGGAAACGAAGGAAGAAGAAAGAGAGAAGGGACAAACUUGAUGAUUUUCUGACUCAACAAACACCAAGAGUAAUUGGCGAACGAAUCCAGGUUCCUCUCUCAGCCAAGUCAAUGUUUCCAACUCUUAAAUUGGUCAUUCAGUAUUCAAUAGCAGAACGAUUGACUCCUGAAUCUGGUACCUUCAACGAUAAACUUGAAAAGCUGUAA